This is a messenger RNA of Daldinia vernicosa, 1602 nucleotides long. Its product is annotated as glutamine synthetase. Gene Ontology annotation, cellular component: cytoplasm. Gene Ontology annotation, molecular function: glutamine synthetase activity. Lineage: Eukaryota; Fungi; Ascomycota; Sordariomycetes; Xylariales; Hypoxylaceae. The transcript has 5 exons. The record is from RefSeq and is a predicted model, not a curated record. Bases 284 to 1372 code for a protein of 362 amino acids.
AAUUAAUCCUGAGUUGUACCUGCCUUGAAUGCACUACAGUUAGAGGACCUCUCCGGUUGACGGAAAUUUCCACAUAAAAGCCUCAGCGUCCCCCCGCAAUUGAUUCCUUCUUUUGAUUCUUUCCUAUCGCCUCUCCUCCCAAACUUUCAUUCCUCUCCUUCGUCGAUAAAUAUCCUUCUUUCGUUCCACGUCUGUCUUUCGAGAACACGCGGUUUGCGAAUUCGUAUCAUAAAAAAAAUAAAAACUUACUCCUAGAUCGACUUAAUACUCCAACACCGCAAAGAUGGCCGAAAGCCGCUAUGUCUCGUACACUGAGAACCUCAUGAAGUACAUGAAGCUCGACCAGAAGGGAAACGCCAUGGCGGAGUACAUCUGGGUUGAUGCUCACGGCCAUGUGCGAUCCAAGAGCAAGACCAUCACCUCGAUUCCUAAGGACGGUAACUUCAAACCCGAGGAUCUUCCCGUAUGGAACUUCGACGGUUCCUCCACCGACCAAGCUCCGGGUGACAACAGCGAUGUCUACCUACGACCCGUUGCAGUUUACCCCGACCCCAUGCGAGGUGUUCCCAACAUCCUAGUCCUUGCCGAGUGCUGGAACGCCGAUGGCACGCCCAACAAGUUCAACUACCGCCACGAGUGCGCCAAGCUGAUGGAAGCCCACGCCGAACACGUUCCGUGGUUCGGUCUCGAGCAAGAGUACACUCUCUUCGACAUGGAGGACAGACCCUAUGGAUGGCCCAAGAACGGUUACCCUGCUCCUCAGGGACCGUACUACUGCGGUGUUGGCGCUGGCAAGGUGAUGUGCCGUGACAUCGUCGAUGCUCACUACAAGGCUUGCCUCUACGCCGGUAUCAAGAUCUCGGGUACUAACGCCGAAGUUAUGCCUGCCCAGUGGGAGUUCCAGGUCGGUCCCUGCGAGGGAAUUGAGAUGGGUGACCAGCUCUGGAUGGCUCGCUUCCUCCUUCACCGUGUUGCCGAGGAAUUCGGUGCCAAGAUCUCGGUCCAGCCUAAGCCUAUCCCUGGUGACUGGAACGGUGCCGGUCUCCACACCAACUUCUCCACCAAAGAAAUGCGCGUCGAGGGCGGCAUGAAGCACAUUGAAGCAGCGAUCAAGAAGCUUGAGGGCCGACACAAGGAACACAUUGCCGUCUACGGUGAAGGCAACGAGAUGCGCCUGACUGGCAGACAUGAGACUGGCACCAUCGACCAGUUCAGCUACGGCAUCGCGAACCGAGGCGCCUCGAUCCGCAUUCCCCGGGAAUGUGCCGCCAAGGGCUACGGUUACUUCGAGGACCGACGUCCGGCGUCAAACGCUGACCCGUACCAGAUUACGGGCAUAAUUAUGGAGACAAUUUUCGGCGCAGCAAACUAGGCAGGAGGAUACCCCUUUGGUAGUGAUGAUUUUGCUUUUAGGCGGAGCCUUAUUUCAACAUAGAACGGAGUCUCUAAAGACAUGAAUUGAUACGAAUACAAAUAAUUUCUCACCUUAACUUGGUCUGCUCGGUUUUCGGACCUUGUUACUUGAUUGAUCUCACUAUGAAUACCUGGUUAUGCUUUACUUUACCUUUGCCUCCUUGAUAAUGACACAAUAGUGUACGAACC